Messenger RNA from Cavia porcellus (domestic guinea pig), 2487 nucleotides. It is a transcript of the gene Msantd2, whose product is annotated as Myb/SANT DNA binding domain containing 2. Lineage: Eukaryota; Metazoa; Chordata; Mammalia; Rodentia; Caviidae. The transcript is spliced from 4 exons. The record is from RefSeq and is a predicted model, not a curated record. The coding region runs from base 154 to 1833 and encodes 559 amino acids.
CCGGGGUCAGCCGAAGGCCUCCGCCCCACAGCCACGUCCAGCGCAGCGAGGGCCCCCAGCCGCGCGCCCGCCGGCCAGCGAGCCUCGGAGACGGCGGGGGCCGGAUGCGCGCUCGCGUCACUUCCGGGCGGUGCAGCGGCGGCCGCUUGGAAGAUGGCUGCGCCCUGUGGCUCGGAGCUGCCCGCCAACUCGCCGCUAAAAAUCCCGAAGAUGGAGGUGCUCUCCCCGGCUUCUCCUGGAGGCCUGAGCGACGGAAACCCAUCGCUGUCCGACCCUUCCACGCCUCGGGGUGCCUCCCCGCUCGGGCCGGGCAGUGCGGCGGGCUCGGGGGCAGCGGCGUCCGGGGGUCUCGGGCUGGGGCUGGGGGGCCGCAGCGCCGCCUCGUCCUCGGUCUCCUUCUCCCCUGGUGGCGGCGGUGGCGGGGCUGCGGCAGCCGCCGCCGCCGCCUGCCGGGGCAUGUCGUGGACGCCGGCCGAGACGAACGCACUCAUCGCAGUGUGGGGCAACGAGCGGCUGGUGGAGGCGCGGUACCAGCAGCUGGAGGGAGCCGGCACGGUGUUCGGCAGCAAGGCCCCCGGGCCGGCCAUGUACGAGCGCGUGUCCCGCGCCCUGGCCGAGCUGGGCUACGAGCGGACCCCGUCCCAGUGCCGGGAGCGCAUCAAGACCCUUCGCAGGUGUUACAGUCGGGUGAAAGAACAUGGUGUUGGGAAAAGAAAGAGCAGUUACACAUUUGAACAGUUGGAACAGGUGUUUGGUCAGGGAGGAUGGGAUGCUCAGCCCUGCCAGCCUGUACUUAUUAACAGUAGUGGCUUGUACCAGGAGCUGGAGUCAGAUGGCAGCACUAUGGAGGACUAUUCACAGGAGGACUGGGGAAACCACAGUCAGGAUCUCCAUGGCUAUCCAACAGAUCAGGAAUUGGAUGAAAUACCUGUCACAAAGAGAACAUUAAAAAUUAAACAGGAGUCUUCUGAAGAAGCACAGAAGCGAGACAUCAUGCAGAAUAUCGUACAGAUUUUGGAGUCAGUACAGUUGAAAUGGGAACUGUUUCAGAGCUGGACAGAUUUUUCAAGGCUCCAUCUUUCUAAUAAACUGGCCAUUUUUGGAAUCGGUUACAAUACCCGUUGGAAAGAGGAUAUCCGUUACCAUUAUGCUGAGAUCAGCUCCCAGGUGCCCCUCGGCAAGCGACUUCGGGAAUACUUCAACUCCGAGAAGCCUGAAGGUCGGAUCAUUAUGACCCGAGUGCAAAAAAUGAACUGGAAAAAUGUUUACUACAAAUUUUUGGAGAUCACUAUUAGUGAAGCUAGAUGCCUGGAGUUGCACAUGGAAAUUGACUGGAUACCCAUUGCCCACUCCAAACCAACUGGUGGGAAUGUUGUUCAGUAUUUAUUGCCAGGAGGCAUUCCUAAAAGCCCGGGCCUUUAUGCCAUUGGUUAUGAAGAAUGUAUUCAGAGGCCCCUGUCACCCCACGUGGAGCAACAAUCUGUGGACCCAGGAAAAGAGGGCAGGGUUGACUUGGAAACCCUGUCAGCACAAGCCUCACUACAGGUGGAAGUAGAACCCUCCCGAAUUACCUAUUGCUACCUCGGAAUUGCUGAGGUCAGGACUCUGCAGCAGUGCCUGUUUUUACAUUUCCAGGCAAAUACCAAAACCUUCAGCAAAGAUUGGGUCGGUAUUAAUGGGUUUUUGUCUCAGAACUGUAUUGUGGAUCCAGGAGUUUCCCCCAAAUCUAUCUAUAUCAAAUUUGUAGAAGUAGAGAGGGAUUUUCUUUCUGCAGGCUCUUUAGUUGAGUGCCUGGAAAAAGCCAUUGGAUACCCCUUAAAAUUUAACAACUGAGUGUCAUCCUUCAUAAGGAUUUGGGCUCUUACCUCCCUCUCACUUUCCAUUACCCAGACCCUUCCUCAUUCAGAUGCUGCCGUCAGAUUCUUUGUGGGGACUCUCUCCACAACUGGGCCAGUACACCUCUAAGGAGUCACAGUACACUUUGUGCAGAAAAAACUGACUUCACCAGAAAAUGCUCACUUUGAGCAAGCAAGAUACGUAACAACUUGCAUGGUGGGUCAGUUGUUUCUUUUUUAAAAAACAAUUUUUAAACGGAUUUUAGAGCCCUAAUUAAACAAAUGUAGGUACAUUCCAUAUUGGACAAAACUUAUACUUUGAGUUUCAUAUGAAAUUGAAAAAUUGUAUUUUUUUCACAACAUUUCAUUUUUACACAUCUCUAUGUCUCUAUAUAAGUAUUAUUUACAAUGCUGAAUAAAUAAGCAAUAGAUAACGGCAAGUUAAAUCUUGAGUCACAGUAAAUAAGACUGUUUUUCAAUAUCACCUUUUAGCUACUAUUGUAUAUAGAGUUUCAUUUUUUCACCAACCAAGUGUUUUGCUAUUUCCAAUCAGUGUUGCCUGCAAAGAUCUUUGUUUCUGUGAUGUACCAACUUUAUGGUUGUGUUACCAUUUAAACUUUUUUUAAAAAAAAAAAUUAAAGUAAUUCCUGGC